GCUGCUGCUGCUGUUGCUGCUGCUGCUGCUGAACUCAGCUGCUGCUUCCAACACCCCCCCUACACAAUGCUGCCUGCUGCCCUAACCUCCCUCCUGGGGCCAUUCCUUGUGGCCUGGGUACUGCCUCUUGCCCGGGGCCAGAACCCCAACUACACGAGACCUGUGUUCCUGUGUGGAGGGGACGUGACGGGAGAGUCGGGUUACGUGGCAAGUGAGGGUUUCCCCAACCUCUACCCCCCAAAUAAGAAGUGCAUCUGGACAAUAACGGUGCCUGAGGGCCAGACUGUGUCCCUGUCCUUCCGAGUCUUCGAUAUGGAGCUCCACCCUUCCUGCCGCUAUGAUGCUCUGGAGGUCUUUGCUGGAUCUGGGACCUCAGGCCAGCGGCUUGGACGCUUCUGUGGCACCUUCCGGCCUGCACCUGUAGUGGCUCCUGGCAACCAGGUGACUUUAAGGAUGACAACGGACGAGGGCACUGGGGGACGAGGCUUCCUGCUCUGGUACAGCGGUCGGGCCACCUCAGGCACUGAGCACCAGUUUUGCGGGGGGCGGAUGGAGAAGGCGCAGGGAACCCUGACCACGCCCAACUGGCCUGAGUCGGAUUACCCCCCAGGCAUCAGCUGUUCCUGGCACAUCAUCGCACCCUCUAACCAGGUGAUCAUGCUAACCUUCGGGAAGUUUGAUGUGGAGCCCGACACCUACUGCCGCUAUGACUCUGUCAGCGUGUUCAAUGGCGCUGUGAGCGAUGAUGCCAAGAGGCUGGGGAAAUUCUGCGGAGACAAGGCCCCCAGCCCCAUCUCUUCUGAAGGGAAUGAGCUCUUGGUCCAGUUUGUAUCGGAUCUCAGUGUCACCGCAGAUGGCUUCUCAGCGUCCUACAAGACCCUGCCACGGGAUGCUGUGGAAAAGGAGCCCGCCCCAAGCCAAAGGGAGGAUGUGCAGCAUGGUCCCCAAUCCCGCUCUGACCCAAAGACAGGAACUGGGCCCAAAGUCAAGCCACCCAGCAAACCUAAACCCCAACCUGCAGAGAAACCAGAGGCCUCCCCUGAUACCCAGGAGACGCCAGCGGUCCCGGAUGCACCCAGCGUCACCUGUCCAAAGCAGUACAAGCGGCUAGGCACCCUGCAGAGCAACAUGUGUACCAGCAGUCUGGUGGUGACCGGAACAGUGAAGACCAUGGUCCGAGGCCCAGGCGAGGGCCUCACUGUCACCAUCAGCCUCAUUGGUGUUUACAAAAGCGGAGGACUGCACCUGCCCUCUCCGCCCAGGGACACCCUUCUGAAGUUCUAUGUGCCCUGCAAGCAGAUGCCCCCCAUGAAGAAGGGAGCCAGCUAUCUGCUGAUGGGUCAGGUGGACGAACACAGCGGCCCCAUCCUCCCUCCAGAGAGCUUCGUGGUUCUCUACAAGCCCAACCAGGACCAGAUCCUCACUAACCUAAGCAAGAGGAAGUGUCCCGCCCAACCUAGGCCAGCCGCCUGAGGUCCCAGCCAGAUACAGCCUCGGAAUGUGGUGCUCUCAUCCAAAUAAAUAUUUCUUAACUCAG
Peromyscus leucopus (white-footed mouse) is the source of this 1537-nucleotide messenger RNA. It is a transcript of the gene Pcolce, whose product is annotated as procollagen C-endopeptidase enhancer. Lineage: Eukaryota; Metazoa; Chordata; Mammalia; Rodentia; Cricetidae. Bases 67 to 1473 code for a protein of 468 amino acids. The record is from RefSeq and is a predicted model, not a curated record. Gene Ontology annotation, molecular function: protein binding. The transcript has 9 exons.